CAUGCUAAACUUCUAUCUACAGAGUCUUGCUUGCAUUCUUUACAGCUGUGCAGUGAUCUCAGUUUCAGUUUGAGUAGGCUUCUAGAUCUCUCAGAUAACACGUUCUGGACAGCUGGCUGGUUUUUCAUUAGAGUGCAGCAUCAGAUUGCAUUUAUUCAUAAUGGCCAGGUUGUUGUAGACACAUCCUUACCUCUUACAAGUAACAGCUACAGUAAAAUUUUAAGUGUCAAACCAAUUGCGAUAUCUGCAUCUGAGAGAGCUCAGUUUUCAGUGAAAGGCAUCAAUUUGUGUUGGCCUGCUACGAGGUUACUAUGUGCAGUAGAAGGGACGUAUCUGGUUCAGGAAGAUAUUCAUGAGCUAUUAGAUGGUGAUGAUGGUUCCAAGGAGCAUGAUGAUCUCCAGUGUGUUAGUUUCUCUUGCACCAUACCAACAGUGAAUGGAAGAGGAUUUAUUGAGAUCGAAGAUCACAGUCUUAGCAGCAGUUUCUUUCCUUUUAUAGUCGCGGAAGACGAUGUUUGUUCAGAGAUCCGUAUGCUUGAAAAUGCAUUAGAGUUUACUGGGACAGAUGCUGAUGUUGGGGAAACUGGAAAAAUUGAAGCCAGGAAUCAAGCAAUGGAUUUCAUUCAUGAAAUCGGUUGGCUACUUCAUAGAAGUCAAGUGAAGCAUAGACUGGUCCACUUAGAUCCUAAUACUGACCUUUUUCCUUUAAGGCGUUUCAAGUGGCUCAUGGAAUUCUCUAUGGGCCAUGAAUGGUGUGCUGUUGUGAAGAAACUCCUAAAUAUCUUUUUUGAUGGUACUGUGGCUGCUGGAGAACACCAGACGGUCCAGCUUGCAUUAUCUGAUAUGUGUCUUCUUCAUAGAGCUGUGAGAAAAAAUUGCAAAUCUUUGGUGGAACUCCUAUUGAGAUAUGUUCCUGAGAAUGCUCUAGAGGACUUGGGGUCUAAGCAGAAGGAACUGGUAGACGCUGGUCACCAGAGUUUGUUAUUUAAACCUGAUGCCAUAGGCCCUGCUGGUUUGACACCUCUUCACAUUGCAGCUGGGAAAGAUGGUUCUGAGGACGUACUUGAUGCAUUAACUGAAGAUCCUGGAAUGGUGGGAAUUGAAGCAUGGAAGAGUGCCCGUGACAGCACAGGCUUCACCCCUGAAGAUUAUGCUCGUUUGCGAGGCCACUUCUCAUACAUCCACCUGGUACAGAGGAAAAUUAAUAAGAGAUCUGCGGCUGGCCAUGUGGUUGUUGACGUUCCUGCUCCUCUCUCAGACUGUAAUGUAAGCCAGAAACAAAGUUCUGCGUUGACAACCAGCUUUGAGAUUGGACAGGCUGAUUUUACAUCCAUCGGAGGAAACUGCAAGCUUUGCAGCCAGAAGCUGGCUUACGGAACAGCCAGCAGAUCUCUGGUGUACAGGCCUGCAAUGCUCUCAAUGGUGGCCAUUGCUGCAGUUUGCGUGUGUGUCGCUCUUAUAUUUAAAAGCUGCCCUGAAGUUCUGUAUGUGUUCCGUCCCUUCAGGUGGGAAAUGUUGGACUACGGAGCAAGCUGAAGUCCUCUUUUAUCUCCCAACUUAGAUGGCGUGGUAUAGGUGUUUGUACCUGUGUAAGCAUUUAUAGACUGUAAAGAUCGGUAUAACCUGUGAUUAUGACAGAGUUCUGGACUUAGUAAUAUUUAUCUGACUGUUCACUGUAAUUUUGUCAUGGCAGUAGAAUGGUUAUGUAUUUCUGUCUAUGUGGUAUCUUAUUUAACACCCAUAAGCCUUGUAGCUUGUACCUUAUUCCCUAAUAACAACAAUAAUAUUGGUUGGCCUAUUUUAAGAUUCAGGUA
Messenger RNA from Carica papaya (papaya), 1814 nucleotides. Lineage: Eukaryota; Viridiplantae; Streptophyta; Magnoliopsida; Brassicales; Caricaceae. The record is from RefSeq and is a predicted model, not a curated record.